Molecule: messenger RNA, 4847 nt
Organism: Cuculus canorus (common cuckoo)
Lineage: Eukaryota; Metazoa; Chordata; Aves; Cuculiformes; Cuculidae
Gene: STK3
Product: serine/threonine kinase 3
Exons: 11
Coding region: 207-1679 (490 amino acids)
Biological process (GO): protein tetramerization; regulation of MAPK cascade; protein phosphorylation
Cellular component (GO): cytoplasm
Molecular function (GO): ATP binding; protein serine/threonine kinase activity
Source: RefSeq, a predicted model, not a curated record
CCCGCGCCGCCCAAUCGGCGCUGGCGGCGGCCGCAGCCCCCGAAAGGCGCGGCGCGGCCGGGAGCGGCGGCAGAGGGAGGGUGUGAGCCCCGUGCUGAGGGGCCGGCGAGUUCGCGCAGGAGCGUGCGAGGUGCUGAGCGGCUCCCGGGCCGCUGCCACCCACCCAGGGGCUCGGCCGGGACUCCCCCGCCCUGCGGACGGCGGGCAUGGAGCAGGCGGCGCCCAGGAGCAAACUGAAAAAGCUAAGUGAAGAUAGUUUAACUAAGCAGCCUGAAGAAGUCUUUGAUGUUCUGGAGAAACUUGGUGAAGGGUCUUAUGGUAGCGUGUUUAAAGCAAUACACAAGGAGUCUGGACAAGUUGUAGCAAUUAAACAGGUCCCCGUGGAGUCAGAUCUCCAAGAAAUAAUUAAAGAAAUCUCUAUAAUGCAACAGUGUGAUAGUCCCUAUGUUGUCAAGUACUAUGGCAGCUAUUUUAAGAACACAGAUCUAUGGAUUGUUAUGGAAUAUUGUGGAGCUGGCUCUGUUUCGGACAUAAUUAGACUUCGUAACAAAACGCUAACAGAAGAUGAAAUUGCAACUAUUCUGAAAUCUACUCUUAAAGGACUUGAAUACUUGCACUUUAUGAGAAAAAUACAUAGAGAUAUAAAGGCUGGAAACAUCCUUCUUAACACUGAGGGACAUGCAAAAUUAGCUGAUUUUGGUGUGGCUGGCCAGCUAACAGAUACAAUGGCAAAACGUAAUACUGUUAUAGGAACUCCAUUUUGGAUGGCUCCUGAAGUAAUACAAGAGAUUGGCUAUAACUGCGUGGCAGACAUCUGGUCCCUUGGUAUCACGUCGAUAGAAAUGGCUGAAGGAAAGCCUCCAUAUGCUGAUAUUCAUCCAAUGAGGGCUAUUUUUAUGAUCCCUACAAAUCCCCCUCCGACCUUCCGGAAGCCAGAGCUCUGGUCUGAUGAAUUCACAGAUUUUGUGAAGAAAUGCUUAGUGAAAAAUCCUGAACAAAGAGCUACAGCAACACAGCUGCUACAGCAUACAUUUAUUAAGAAUGCCAAGCCAGUUUCAAUUUUAAGGGACCUGAUCACUGAGGCUAUGGAAAUAAAGGCAAAGCGACACGAGGAACAGCAGAGAGAACUAGAAGAGGAGGAAGAAAAUUCGGAUGAAGAUGAGCUGGACUCUCACACCAUGGUGAAGACCAGUUCAGAGAGCGCUGGUACCAUGAGGGCCACAAGCACAAUGAGUGAAGGGGCUCAAACAAUGAUUGAACACAACAGCACUAUGCUAGAAUCGGACUUGGGGACCAUGGUAAUAAAUAGUGAUGAUGAUGAAGAGGAAGAUGGGACCAUGAAAAGAAAUGCUACUUCACCGCAAGUUCAAAGACCUUCUUUCAUGGACUAUUUUGAUAAACAAGAUUCCAAGAAUAAAAGCCCUGAAAGCUGUAAUGAGAACAUGCAUGAACCAUACCACAUAUCCAAAAAAGUUUUCCCUGAUAACUGGAAAGUCCCUCAAGAUGGAGACUUUGAUUUUUUAAAGAAUCUGAGUUUAGAAGAGUUACAGAUGCGAUUAAAGGCUUUGGACCCUAUGAUGGAACGAGAAAUUGAGGAGCUUCGUCAGAGGUACACUGCGAAGAGGCAGCCUAUCCUAGAUGCCAUGGAUGCAAAGAAACGAAGGCAGCAAAAUUUCUGAGUUCACUUUACUGUCAGAGAUAAUCUUAUGAGUCAAUGUGGACAGUGGUAACUUUGUAAGUCUGAAGGGAUUUAAUGAUGAGAGUUUUCAAAAACCCAAUCAUUUGAAUUUUCCUUCACAAGCAAUGACAAUUGGAGCGGUGAAAGAACAUACAUAUGGUGUUCUGCAGAAGCAGAAAAACACAUUACCACUUGUUUAUAUUUUCAGAGGUUUAAUGUAAUAGAAAUUUAAUCUGUUACUUCCCACUCUUUUUCAGGUGUAUAGUGGUAACUUGGUGUUGUACAUUAGGAGUUGUGUUUUAGAGCACCUGGAAUGAUUUCUUGAUUGUGCAACACUACAGAGCCUUAUGUUGCAAUAUAUUUUCCUCCCACUUAGUAGCAUAUUUAUUAUGUAAUCUUUGGUUAUCCUAUUUAUUUUAUGCCUGUUUUCUUUUUUAUUAGGAAGUAUUAGGAUAAUAUUGUGGAGAGCAGAGCCAGAUUAGAUUACAUUGGGUUUGUAGUAUAAUGAAAAGAAACUCACCACUGUAUUAUCUUUUAAAACUCCAGUUUCAGCAAGCGCCCCCUUUCAGGUCAGCACUUGAACAUGUAUCCAGGCCAUUCAUAUCAUCAGAAUUUAAGCAUAAAAUAAGCAAUAGGCGCGUGUUUUUCUGCUCUCCUGAAUCGGGGACUGUGGCUGUAGUUGAGCAAUACAGCUGUUACGCUACAGAGCAUUCUUUUAGAGAGUAUUCCUAUCAUUUUUACGCACACUGAAUGAUCUCUCAUGAAACAAGAAAACAAGUGCCUCAUCAGUUUUGAUUUUUUCAUUAUUCAGGAGAAUCAAUGCUUGCAGUUGCUUCUUCAAUGUAAGUUUCCAAUUGCUAUUGCAAUUCUGACCAGUAUAAACCUCAGUCUUGCACCAUCGUUUUAUAAUGAAGUAACAGAUACAGUUUCUGGAUAUUUUUCAUGGUUCCUUCAAUUUUUCAUUGUUUUGAAGGGAGAGGGGAGUUCAGUCAUUUGGGUUUGGCUUGCUUCGCUUUCACGUUAUAGAUACUAAGGGAUAGUUAUUUAAAAGCCAAAGAAAAUAAACAGAAUACUUAUAUAGAAUAAGUACUGAAAAGAAGCAACAUUUUGCAGUCCCCUUAGGGUGUUUGUCCUGCAAUCACUUUUACUGUUCAAAAUUCCUGUAGUCUUCUGUGGUAGACUUUGGAGAAUCAGAAAUGCGGGACCAAGGCUUAAAUUGUGGAAUAUCUAGUGUGAAGAAUUUACAACAUUGCAAGAAGUAUUUCAGACUUAGCAGGAAGUGUGAUCCACUUUCUGAACAAUCUGCUGUGUUCUCUUAUUCAUAUCUCUACUAUUGUUGCCUUUAGUGUAAAUAUCUUUACUGUGAUAGUCAUACUUCUUUAUAAAUAAUGCAGCUGGAAAGAUCUUCACAAUUCAACCUUCACCUGUUAAACUUUGAAUGGUGACUACUGUAUGGGCAUCUUCUGUUAAAUGUUUUCUGGAAAUUAGUAAUCAUCUCAUACCUCUUAACAUUUACCGUCAUCCUACGUGGACCAUUUAGAUGAAAGAGUUUAGCUUUUGGAAACAGUGCAUUAUAUCAACACUUAUGCAAAAGGAAAACAACAGUUUUCACCAGAUCCGCAUACAACAGCCAUGCUGGGACCGUGCUUGGGUUUGAGCUGCGUACGGCCUUUGUUGUCAUUGUCAUUCUGUGUGUGUUUGCGUGCACGCCACGCUCUAACAUGUAAACCCCUGAGUCUAAUAAAUUUGAACUGUGGUUGUUAGAACAUCCUUACCCCCAACUCUCUUCAUAUUUUUUAAAGUAAUGACUAUCCCUUAUGAAAAAGCAAGAACACAGAAGAUCCAUAAAAAUUACUUUAGGCAAGAUAAAAUGCACCUGGUAGUCUUAUGCCUCCCAUUCAUACAAUGAAAUGAUGUAAAGUAAAAAAUGGUAUAAUUGUAUCUCCAUGUGAUUAGGUUAUAAUCAUAAUGCAGCAAAAAAUAACAACGUCAGCCUCCCCCUAUACGUAUGGUUCUUAUUUAUUAAAAAUUAAUUUCUAAUUCUUGAACUUUCUGUGCUCAGAAAUUCAAAGGUGUGUGUGCGUACAUGCAUUUGUGUAGGUAUACACACAUAUAUAUGCAUAUCUAUAUAUAGAAUGAAAAAUAUAAAACAGAUUUAAAUCAUCAGGAGAGGAACCUAGCUUGCCUUUUCUUGGUGUGCCUUUUAAGCAAAGUGUCAUUGUCCAGACACUCCUGCUUGCAUCAUUAGCAGCUUUCGUUUCUGUUACUGUUAAACUUUUCCCACCAAACAUAAUACUUUGAUUUUGAAGUAUUUGGCUUUACUGUGUAAUAGACAAUGUAAUAAAAUGAUCACGAUUUUUAUAUUUUCUGUUUUCUGAAGACUUCAGUAAUGCAGUGCACUAAAUAGGAAUUGCCUAUCCCGAGGGACUCCAGUAAAAGGCUGUUUUAGACUAGAGCUGUUGCAGUCUGACAUCUGAAAGGUACCAGAAGAUAAAGGACAUCCUUUCUUCACACCUGAUCUGUCUGCUUAGGGACAACUCCAGUUUUGUACACAUGCAUGCAUACAGGUAUGGGUUAUACAUGCAGCAGAAAAAUCUGAAAGCCAUGGAGUAAAACAAAAGUGUAUACUUUAAGUGGGUGAAGAAUAGUUUCUGAGAUACUGUAAACUGGGUAGAUAAGAGGACUUUUGUGACCAAAGAAUACUUUUCAUCAAUUAAUAUGAAAUCAGUAAUGUUGACUUUCUGCUAUGGUGCACACUGCAGUCGGUGUAAGAGCUGUCUUUGGCUUCAGAAGCCAGCAGAUCAGGCUCUAAAUUAUGUGCAAGUGUAACAUACUGAAAUUGGUUUUAUUUUGCAAGAUGGAUACAAGUUAAUUUUUCUUUCUUCUGUUUAUAUAAAUUAAUCAAAUCAUCCAUGUUGAUGACCACAUCUCUACUGGAGGAUGACCAUCUCUGUAAAGGAAGGCCAAUAGUACAAAUAAGACAUUUUAAAAGCCAGCCUUGCGGGAAAUCUGAUAGAACUACUGACAAGUUAACUUUCAGUAAGAGUUCAACCAAGCAAUUUCUUGUUAGCUUCCGACUUUGUAUGUUUAGGUUUAGUAAGUAAAAAAAAAUGUUGAAAAAUCAUUACUUAGUACUAAAUAUUUGUAAUAAAAGCUAAUUUUUCAUGUA